UAUGGCUUUCCUUUAAAAAAUAUCAAUAAAUGCAAUGUCAAGGUACAUCUAAGUGAUAAAAACUAUUAAAAUAAUGAACUUUCAUGUAGUUAUAAUGUAAUCAAUUUGUAUUUAAUGUUAUUACCUGGACAGUGGUAUGAGUGUUUUAAUUUUAAAAAGUAGUAGUUAUACAAAUUAUAUAAAGUUACUUAAGACUUAUAUUUGUGGAGUUUAUUCCGCAUGGUGGGCGAUGGAAGUAAUAAGAAUUGACAAGACAGAUUUAAAAUAUCUUUGCCGCGCACAAAAUAUAACCAGCCAUCACGGAACCUCCCCAGGGAGGGUAAUAACUCAGUUAAGUGCUCUGAGAGGAGCGAUACUGCCUUACGCGAGAAAAAGCGCCACGAGGCCCCGCGACGUUCAGAGUUUGCGCCGGGACGCCGCCAUCGAUCCGCCACGCAGCUGUGAAAAGUGGCCUAGAAAUCGCGGACCGUCUCGUUUAAAUCGCUCCAACCGAAUUCCUCGAGGUCUUUCUGUGUCCGGUGAACAAUCUGCGAGGCGAUGGCAGGGUGCGAUACACGUUACUGACGGUUAUGGCCACUGACGACAGCAUGAGUGACGACGUGUUUGAGUCAGACGACACUCUGCGCACCCCCGGUGCACCCACCACCCAGCCUU
Homalodisca vitripennis (glassy-winged sharpshooter) is the source of this 654-nucleotide messenger RNA. RefSeq lists its product as uncharacterized. The transcript has 2 exons. NCBI's taxonomy places the organism in Eukaryota, Metazoa, Arthropoda, Insecta, Hemiptera, Cicadellidae. The record is from RefSeq and is a predicted model, not a curated record. Bases 137 to 580 code for a protein of 147 amino acids.